AUGCUUUUUCCUGAGCUCUUUGCGUUUCUAUCGCCAUAUUCCCGAAGCUUCCGAUUUCCAACAAACUUUUUCGUAAGUGGGGGGAUUUACUUCUCAUUUCUUUUCUUUUUUUUUUUUUUUCACCUUCUUUCUUUCUUCUUUUCUUUCUUUCUUUCAUCUUUCUUUCUUUCUUUCACCUUCUUUCUUCUUUCUUUCUUUUUUCUUUCUUUCUUUUUUCUUUCUUUCUUUCUUUCUUCCUUUCUUUCUUUCAUCUUUCUUUCUUUCUUUCAUUCACCUUUUUUCUUUCUUUCUUUCUUUCUUUCUUUCACCUUUUUUCUUUCUUUCUUUCUUUCUUUCUUUCUUUCUUUCUUUCUUUCUUUCUUUCUUUCUUUCUUUCUAAGCUUUAUCCGUUACUUCUUUUUUCUUUCUAUCAUUCCACAAUAUUUGCCGUCUAAUUUUCCUAUUUUUUUUUGUUUUUACUACUUCAUUUCUUUCUUUCUUUCUUUCUUUCUUUUUCUUUCUUUCUUUCUUUCUUUCUUUCUUUUUUAUAUAGAUUUUAUUUCAUUCCUUAUUUCUAUCAAAUUUACCCUUUCUUUUCCCACCUACUUCUCUUCCCUUCUUCUCCCCCCUUUCUUUAAUUUAUUUUCCUUCUGCUCUCAUCAAACCACCAUCACCCUCUUUUUUUUCUUUCAUUGUAUCAUUUUAUUUUUACUAACUUUUUAUUACUUUCUUCUGUACUCUCUCUACUUUCUUUUCGCCUUUCUUUCUUUCUUUCUUUCUUUCUUUCUUUUAUCCAUUGUGUCUUUUUCUACUUUUCAUUCUUUCCAUACUUCCUUCAUAUUUUUUCUUUGCCUUUCUUUUUUUUACCAAAAGCACGAUUUUCUUUCCUUUUCAGUCAUUUUCCCCACUUCUUUCUUUCUUUCUUUCUUUUUCCGAUUAUUCUAUCUAUCUAUCUAUCUAUCUCAGUAUGUUCUUAUCUCUUUAUCUAUUUUGGUGCCUGCCCUUGAUAAAGUUCAUAUUUCUUUUUCAGAAAAUUUGUCUUUCCCUUUGUGA
Messenger RNA from Acanthosepion pharaonis, 1032 nucleotides. The record is from the annotation of a GenBank genome assembly. Lineage: Eukaryota; Metazoa; Mollusca; Cephalopoda; Sepiida; Sepiidae.